GACUGCAUCGAUGGGGGGUUCAAUUGGGCGUUGCAUCUCUUGUGUGGUCUGCUGUUCGUGGGAAAGUGAGCAAUCCGCUGGGCGGAUUUGCCGGGCUCGUUUUUUGGGUGUCAAGCGUGAAUUUCGUGGUUUCCUCUAAAUCACUAGCUCGCCGCUUACACCUCCUAACAUAUAGUCACCUCACAAUUCCCUCACACGAUUUGAUUCUCUGGCAAAAUCCCGACUCUAUUUUCUAAAUCACAUUAUGCAAAUUGGCAUACGGUCUGCGCAUUUUCUCCUGAAAUCGACUUUCUCAGCGAGUCCGAUCGGCGCUGGCUGGUCGAUCUGCAUCGCAAGACUCGCCGGGGCCGGAAGUAACAAUAGUGGGCCCUCGCCAAUCCACGAUGUACCGAUUUUAGGGGCGACACUGGCCGGGGAGAAGACGUGGCCGCGGUUGGCUGGAGGAUGCGAGUGGAGUUGCACAUCUCGGCCAGUAACAGUUGAUUACAGUUGCCGUGGCCAUCACAUUAGGGCGAGCUCUUUCUUACCUUUGCCAAACUUCAUGAAGCCUCUGACGAAGGCGGCGUUCGCGUCUUCGGCAUCGUUGCUCUCAAGCCAUAGGGCUCAAUAUACGCAUCUACCAAAGGUAUUCCCGACACAUAGCCCGCGUGACGGCCGGAUAAGCAGCCGGGCAGGACCAAAACCGACGAAGUCGUCUCGCCCGGAGGUCGUCAGGUCUCGGCUGGUGGCAGGCAGCACGUCGCUCCGGCACUGCGGCCUCCCGGCAGCUGUCUGUGUGCUUGUGGAUCUGGGGGGAUUCGCAAAGCUCCCGAUUGGCAGCUGCAACUUUCCAAUACACACUCCCGCAUGAUCGUGCGCCAG
Molecule: messenger RNA, 861 nt
Organism: Phialemonium atrogriseum
Lineage: Eukaryota; Fungi; Ascomycota; Sordariomycetes; Cephalothecales; Cephalothecaceae
Exons: 1
Coding region: 245-850 (201 amino acids)
Source: RefSeq, a predicted model, not a curated record